Messenger RNA from Hevea brasiliensis (rubber tree), 1637 nucleotides. Its product is annotated as psbP domain-containing protein 2, chloroplastic. The transcript is spliced from 2 exons. Gene Ontology annotation, molecular function: calcium ion binding. Gene Ontology annotation, biological process: photosynthesis. Gene Ontology annotation, cellular component: photosystem II; extrinsic component of membrane; photosystem II oxygen evolving complex. The record is from RefSeq and is a predicted model, not a curated record. NCBI's taxonomy places the organism in Eukaryota, Viridiplantae, Streptophyta, Magnoliopsida, Malpighiales, Euphorbiaceae. Bases 142 to 867 code for a protein of 241 amino acids.
UUUCCCAAUUUUAAAGUUGAUAAUUUUUAAUUAAUUUCACCUAACUGCAAAUCAGCUAAAGCCAUUGCAAUUAACUUGUCUCAGUCAGCGACUUGUGCUUGUAGAGAAGAGGCGGAGGCGAUUUCAUUUUAUUUUGUAUCAAUGGCUUUGCAGACUUGCUUCGCCCUCUCAAGCCAAGCUCCCUAUUAUCAAAGCAACAGUCCAAAAUCUUGUUUUCCCAAAACCGUAUUUUCAAUUUCUUUGUCCAAAGCUUCUUUCUUAACAGGAAACAACGACCCACUGCCAUUAUCAUUUUGCUCAAGCAAGAGAAAGCUAAACCUCGCAAUUCUUGCUCUAAUCAUUAAUGGAUCUUUACCAAACAUAUCUAAGACCACUUUGGCCCUGGAGUUGGAGCAGCUUCAGAGGUACACUGAUCCCAAGGAAGGCUUCACUCUCCUCAUACCCUUUUCUUAUGUUAAGGUGGAUAAAGCAGGAGCAACUGUGUUGUUUGAGGAGAUAAACAAGGCAAGUAACAAUGUUGGGGUUGUGGUGAACCCAGUUCGUCUCACCAGCCUAGGUGAAUUUGGGACUCCUCAGUUUGUGGCUGACAAGCUUAUCCUAGCUGAAAAGCGUAAGGAAAGUACAAAAGAAGCAGAAGUAAUUGGAGUGGCUGAGAGAUCAGGCCACGGUGGCCUACAAGUAUAUGAAUUCGAGUAUAAAGUUGAUAGCACAAGGGGAGGGAUGAAGAGGAUCUUCUCAGCUGCAUUUGUGGUCUCUAAGAAGCUUUACCUCCUAAACAUUUCACACUCAGACAAGCCAGAGAGUCCUCUUGCCACUCAAACAAGAAUGAUGUUGGAAGAAGUGCUUCAUUCAUUUGACAUAGCAUAAUGCAUUCAUAGCAGAUGCUUUCAAAGCAGUUGGCCUGAUAAUGUACAUUUCUGCUUGAGAAGUCAAAGGUAACCUAUGUGCUUAUCCCAUUUUAAAUUUAUAUCAAGGUGAAAUAACAUCUAGCUUGCUGGUUGAAGGGCAUUGCAAUACCGCAUGAAUAUGAAUAGAUUUUUUCUUUUUUUUUUGGUUCAUGUUUCAGGUCAGAGUUUUAUAGGCUGUGGUUGUUUUCUUUCCAAUGUAAGGAAAAAGGAAAGAUUUUGUUUGUGUUUGCAUAUUCCAGCAUCUGUCAGUUGACUACAAGUCUGCAUUGUAUGUUGCAUUUGCUCGGCUGUUUGUGCAUCUGAAGUGUAAUAUUCAUGUAGGAUGUCCAAGAAUGUCAUCAUGAGCAUAAAUCAUUUGAAAUAAAUAAGAUAACAAGUAAAUUGUGAUCUUUCACAAUAAUCCUGUUCUAAAAAAAAAAUAAAUUUUGGGCAUCUCAUCUUACAAUAUCAUCUUAGUUUAAAAUUUAUAUAUCUUACCAUGUCAUUUUUUUUUCUUUUUAAUUCUGGCUGAUGCAUGGAGGUUACGCACUAAGAUUAUAAUGACUUGCAGAGAUAGUGUCUGGGUGGCAAGGAAUUGAUAAUCCCUUAGCUUGUCAAGGUAAGGUAAGGUUUAACAAUUGUCAAAAAGAUUCUCAUGACAAUAUAAAUGUAAGCAAUAGUCCUAGAGAAGUGCAAAAUUCAUUCAGAACAACAUUGCUAUUUAAUUGAAAAUUUAAGUUUAUCGCUUAA